GUGAAAUUCACUUUUUUCCGAUUUUCCCGAAACAUUCAAUUUAAGUAGCUAUACUAUAUAGCUUCGGACGAAUACCAUAUAGAUCGGCUAUUGUUCAAAAAUUUUCGUGUGCUCGUAAAUAAUUUGUCACGGUGCCAAAAGAUAAGCGAUCUCGGCGAUGGAGCGAAAGGACCAGGCAAGGGCAGAAAACCUGCUGGGCAGACGCUACGGGCAGCUGUUCCACGGCGGCAAGUACACGGACUGUGUGUUUCACGUGUGCGAGGAGCAAGUCAAGUGCCACAAACUUAUACUGACCACCGCCAGUCCGGUCUUCGAGGCAAUGUUCUACGGACCAAUGCAGAACCACGAUCCAGAACCCGAGAUUGAGAUCCACGACAUCAGUGCUCCCAUUUUCAAGGUCCUGGUGGAGUACAUCUACACCGGAUCGGUGGACUACAACAGCAUCGAGCUGGUCUCUUGCAUUGAGCUGUACUAUGCGGCGGAGAAGUAUUUGCUGGAAGAACUCAUCUCCGAUUCCCUCAUGGCCGUCACCUGCAAGCUUCGCUUCUCCAAUAUCCUGCCCGCUCUGGAGCUGAGCGUUUGCAUGGGUCUGGAUUCCCUGCUCGAGGUGUGCAUGACCUUCUUUAUGCGCUGCUGCGCCAACAACGGCCAGUAUAUUAAUCACCUUAAGGAGCACUAUGUGCACGUGUCCAAGGAGUGCGUCAAGGCCAUCAUUGCCGCCUGCAAGGAGCCGCACAAGCUGCUCAUCUGGUACGUCUACGAGUGGACCCGGCAGGAGUGCGAGCAGCUGGGCCUAGAUCCCGGAGAUUCGGGCUUGGUGGCCCACGAAUUGGGAGGCGAAUCUACCGGCUGGCCCGUGGCUGCAGAGCUGAAGCCUCCGUCUCCAACGUUGACCCCCAUAAUGUCCAUUGAACGUUGCUACUACAAGGCCUGCCGGCCAUUUACGGUGGACGCCGACUGCCCAGUCUUUCGUCUGCGACUCAAGUGCUCUCGAUUUAUAUCCCUGAUGGGUUUGGUCCUGAACAGUCGGUUGACGCCCAACCGCUUGGGUCAUGUGCAGGAGCUGGAGUACCGGGAAUCCCUAAGACUGGACCUGUGUGAGUUGCCAUCCGAUAGCGAGGGCCCUCCAACGGAGGAGCCGGUGUGGAGCCACAAGGUGCAGAACCAGACUACAAAGUUCAACUGUGAUCUGCACAUCAGCUGGCGGCGCGAGGAGGCGUGUGUCCUCAAUCCGGAGCUAACGUACGAGCUGCAGAUUCGCUGGGAUAGCAAUGCCUAUGGGGCAGAAUAUCCUUGCAGCCUGCAAUCGUGCCAAGCGGACGGAAUUCGAUUCACGGACAGCGACAGCUUUAGCGGCAGUCUCGUCAAAGGAUUACGCUACGCUAACCUGGUGUAGGUAUCCUGCUGCGGUCACUCAACGCCUCAAUUAUUUAGUCCUAAGUCGUAAAUCGUAAGCCCUAUAUAUUUAUUGCCCUAAGUUAAUGUACGCCUCCGGAGUUCAAUAAACUUAUUCUGUGAGGAAAGAGCCUCAAAUCAACUGA
This is a messenger RNA of Drosophila ananassae, 1541 nucleotides long. RefSeq lists its product as uncharacterized. The coding region runs from base 158 to 1396 and encodes 412 amino acids. Gene Ontology annotation, molecular function: ubiquitin protein ligase binding. The record is from RefSeq and is a predicted model, not a curated record. Gene Ontology annotation, biological process: proteasome-mediated ubiquitin-dependent protein catabolic process; regulation of proteolysis. NCBI's taxonomy places the organism in Eukaryota, Metazoa, Arthropoda, Insecta, Diptera, Drosophilidae. The transcript has 2 exons. Gene Ontology annotation, cellular component: cytoplasm; nucleus.